AUGGCUUCCACCAACGUGUCUAGCGCCGGGACAGGCAGAGCCCGCGUGGAUGCCCCAGCGCCAGCGGGACUAGGCUCCUCCAAGGCCUCCUCGUCAGCGCUUCGGCUCAUCCAGCACAAGAGGGAGGCAUUGUGGUUCUACCGCUUCAUCUCCAUCGGCUAUGACCACGUCUUCAACCCGGGCCAGUAUACCGAGGACAUGCGCGACGUUGCCAUGGAUGAGCACGCCGACCUCCGCAGGCCGAACCUCAAGGUCGUCGACGUCGGCGGUGGCACAGGGUUCACCACGCUGGGCAUCGUCAGGCACGUCGACCCGGAGAACGUCACGCUGAUCGACCAGUCGCCGCACCAGCUCGACAAGGCCAGGCAGAAGAAGGCCCUCAAGGGCGUCAAAAUCAUGGAGGGCGACGCCGAGGACCUUCCCUUCCCGGCUGACACGUUCGACCGAUACGUCUCCGCUGGCAGCAUCGAGUAUUGGCCCGAUCCACAGCGGGGGAUCAAGGAAGCCUACAGGGUAUUGAGUACUGGUGGCCUAGCUUGCAUCAUUGGCCCUGUACGCCCAACAUUUUGGUUAUCCCGCUUCUUCGCUGAUAUGUGGAUGUUGUUUCCUAUGGAACAAGAGUAUAUUGAAUGGUUCGAGAGAGCAGGGUUCAAGGAUGUUGAACUCAAGAGAAUUGGGCCAAAAUGGUAUCGUGGUGUUCGUAGGCAUGGCCUGGUCAUAGGAUGCUCUGUCACCGGUAUCAAGACAGAAAGCGGAGACUCCCCUUUACAGCUUGGUCCAAAGGCCGAGGACAUCAACAAGCAUGGAAAUCCUAUCCUUGUCUUCGUUCGCUUCCUCAUAGGGACGAUAUGUGCUACCUACUUCUUUCUGGUGCCUAUUUACAUGUGGAUAAAGGACAAGAUUGUGCCACGUGGCAUGCCGAUCUAAGGAAGGGGAAUAGAGCCGCCAGAAGGACAGAAGAGUCUAUGUCCGACUUAGCCUCCUCUAUGCUAGGCACUCUUAAUACCUUUUAUAUUUCAUGUUGUGUAUUUAUGGAUGUAAUAUACACAUAAUUUUCCUAGAAGGGAAAUCUCUGAAUUUUUCAUUAUCUAUUGGACUUGUAGUCCAAGAAGGUGGCCAAUUGCUUUAACCCCACAAGAAGGUCAUCUCUAUAAAUAAAAGGGUGGUUCUAUUUA
Messenger RNA from Lolium rigidum, 1175 nucleotides. RefSeq names its product 2-methyl-6-phytyl-1,4-hydroquinone methyltransferase 2, chloroplastic-like. The transcript is spliced from 3 exons. Gene Ontology annotation, biological process: methylation. Gene Ontology annotation, molecular function: 2-methyl-6-phytyl-1,4-benzoquinone methyltransferase activity. Bases 1 to 927 code for a protein of 308 amino acids. The record is from RefSeq and is a predicted model, not a curated record. Lineage: Eukaryota; Viridiplantae; Streptophyta; Magnoliopsida; Poales; Poaceae.